AUGAAACCCAUGCCCCCAGUCUCCAGCAAACCUGAGCUGCCGCGGCCCUACAAGUGCCCCAUUUGUGGCAAGGCUUUUCAUAGACUUGAGCAUCAAACCCGGCAUAUCCGUACUCAUACGGGUGAAAAACCACACGCGUGUACCUUUCCCGGGUGCUCCAAACGUUUUUCGCGCUCCGAUGAACUCACGCGCCACUCACGCAUUCACACAAAUCCAAACUCGCGCAGAAACAACCGUGUAAUGAAGUAUACUUUUGCCGGUGAAGACACACAACAGCAACAGCAACAGCAACAGCAACAGCAACAGCAACAUCAACAGCUGCAACUGCAGCCACCACAGCAACCGCAACUGCAACCGCAACAAUUGCAAGAUGAAGCGCAACCUCAGAAACAAAAGCGUGCUCCCCGCAAAAAUAAGCCUGCAGAGGAUUCGAUAGAGACACAAGUUCCGGGUCAAGCAUCAGUGCAACCAGGAGUGGUUGCUUCGGAGGAACAGCAUCAACUGCAACAACAGCAACAACUGCAACAGCAACAGCAACAACAACAACAACUACAACAACAACACUUGCUGCCGUCAAAUACACUUCCUAUGCCCCAUGCUUUAGCAGCUCAGCAACAACAACAACAGCAACAGGGGUACCCCUUUCAAGGUCAAACUUCGUUCCCAUCAUAUACACCCAUACAAGACCAUUUGACAGGUAGCCAAGGUACUACAACUUCUAUAGACCAACCCGUACCUCGGCCCUUGGGUCCGACUUUGCCACCACCGCACUCGCUACAAGCUUCUGCGCAGACAUCCCGAUCAUAUACUAAAAUCACAGACACUUUUCCAACUGACCAGCAGCAACUGCAACAACAGCAUCAAAACCCAAACCAAAAUCAAAAUCAACAACAACAACUUCAGCAUCAACAGCAAAGCCCUGGGCACUAUGGAGCUUCAAGUACUCGUCCUUCAGGCACAGAGCGACUUAGCGCGCUAUCUAGCGUCAGCUCUUUAACAUCUUUAGCCUCUUCACCAAAUGGCGCACUGGCUCCCCACGGAUCUUCUCCACUCUCGGCUUCACCUUCAUACACUUCUAUGGCCGGUAUGAACCCGCCUAUUCCUACAAGCCAUCCUGGUCUUCCUCGUAGUGGCUAUUCUACAACGCUCAACUCACCCUAUUCAUCAUCACCAUCAUCACCAACCCUUCCACCUGUGUCGCUAGCUGUGGGGUCCUCCAAUCUUAACCAUCAAAACGUUCCACCCCUGAGUGCUCCCCUAAGUGGACCCCUGAAUGCACCCCCGUCUCUGCCCAGUGGUGCACCACAAUUUGUGCGAGUACCGCACUCUACUUUAACGCGUGCAUCGUACUCCUCACCCUUUGAUAUGAAUGCGUUGGCCACAGCAGCCACUCAACAACUUGAACGCGAACAGGCUGCUGCCAAAGCUCGUGCAGCUGCUGCCGCAGUGGUUAGUUCUGGGGCCUCUGGAGCUACUCCUUCUUCGUCGUCUUCAUCAUCUUCAUCCUCAUCCUCAUCCUCAUCUGCUUCUUCCCCCUCUGCCACAUUUUCUUCUCUGCAUUCCACAAAGUCUUCGCCGAGCUUAUCAUCGUAUUUUGGUGGUCAAAAAAGCGCAAACACAUCCCCACAUGGACCCUCUGGACUUAUUCAUCCAAUGCACAAUGGCGGUCCCUCUUCAGCAUCUUCAUCCACAUCGUCCCAUCAUGUGCUCGGGCACUCUGCAGCACAUCACCACCUGCACGGGUUUCCCCGCAUGACGCCAUUAACAGCUUUGCACGGAGACGAACACCACGGCAGUAACGUGUACCUGCAGCACCGUGCCAAACGCUCGCGACCAAACUCACCAGUGUCGACAGCUCCAUCCUCACCCAUGUUUUCACCUACUACUUCGCCCACACCGGACUACACACCGCUGGCAACUCCUGCACACUCACCAAGACUUCAUCCUCGUGGAGGUGGGCCUAAUGAAUUGCACGUACCACAAGUACCUCCACUGCAACCUGGACUAGAUGGUGGAGCUUCUGGGCGAUUUUUGGGUGGUCCUGGAGCCAUGGCUUCAUCGACUGAUCGCGAAAGUCAUGGGGUGCAGUUGCCAAGUAUUCGUUCUUUAUCACUUGGCCGACACAUGCAGCCACAGUUAGAUAACGGUAUGGGUCCAUCAGGUCCUACUUCUGCUGGGCUCCCAAGAUCUGGACCCGGUUCUCCAAAUGGAAGCACAAUUUUCCGAACAUCACUGUUACACACAAGUCACAGUGCGACUGCACUUGCUGGGCCUUCUGGUGCUAUGCGACGGUUUGCAUCUGCUGCUAGUUUGUCUGGUGGUCCUCCUGCAGGUGUCGUGGGAUCGUCGUCUUUGAGUGCAUUGGUACGACGACGCGGAAGCAAUGAAAAUGCCGGACCAGGACAAGGUCAAGGUCCACGAAAGUUUAUGGGGACCGGAACAGGCGGUGUCAUGUUUCCGAUGCUUGCUGGAGCUUCAGUUGGAGGGAAGCGCAAGAAAAAUGGCAAGGAUGAUGAAGAAGAAGAGGAAGAAGAAGAGGAUGGAGAUGCUAUAAUGAAGGAAGAAGAUGAAGAGACGAAAGAAGAUGAUCAGGAAGAUCAAGAAAAAAGGAACAACAACAACAAUAAUAAUAAUAAUAAUAAUAAUAAUAAUAAUAAUAAUAAUAAUAAUAAUAAUACUGGAGGAUUGACAGGACCUGGAUCAAGUGCACCGGCGAGUGCUACUCGGGUCCCAGUGUCUGAUUUAAUUAAUGGGUGA
Messenger RNA from Magnusiomyces paraingens, 2757 nucleotides. RefSeq lists its product as uncharacterized. The record is from RefSeq and is a predicted model, not a curated record. Lineage: Eukaryota; Fungi; Ascomycota; Dipodascomycetes; Dipodascales; Dipodascaceae. The transcript has a single exon. Gene Ontology annotation, molecular function: RNA polymerase II cis-regulatory region sequence-specific DNA binding. The coding region runs from base 1 to 2757 and encodes 918 amino acids. Gene Ontology annotation, cellular component: cytoplasm; nucleus.